Molecule: messenger RNA, 1899 nt
Organism: Gavia stellata (red-throated loon)
Lineage: Eukaryota; Metazoa; Chordata; Aves; Gaviiformes; Gaviidae
Gene: PLS1
Product: plastin 1
Exons: 15
Coding region: 1-1893 (630 amino acids)
Biological process (GO): actin filament bundle assembly; actin filament network formation
Cellular component (GO): actin filament bundle; actin filament; cytoplasm
Molecular function (GO): calcium ion binding; actin filament binding
Source: RefSeq, a predicted model, not a curated record
AUGGAAAACAACAUAACUACUAUCUCUCGUGAAGAGCUUGAAGAACUAAGAGAAGCAUUCAGUAAAAUAGAUAUUGACAACAGUGGGUAUGUCAGUGAUUAUGAGCUUCAAGACCUGUUUAAAGAAGCAAGUUUGCCCUUGCCUGGUUACAAAGUCCGGGAGAUUGUAGAAAAAAUCAUUGCAGUGACAGAUAGCAACAAGGACGGGAGAAUCAACUUUGAAGAAUUUGUGUCUAUAAUUCAGGAAUUGAAAAGUAAAGAUGUCAGCAAAUCUUUCCGAAAAUCAAUAAACAAAAAGCAAGGUAUUACAGCAAUUGGAGGAACAUCAGCAAUAUCUAGUGAGGGGACACAGCACUCUUAUUCAGAGGAAGAAAAAGUUGCUUUUGUUAAUUGGAUAAACAAAGCUCUACAAGAUGACCCAGACUGCAAGCACCUCCUACCUAUGAACCCAUCAGAUGCCAGUCUUUUUAAAUCCCUCGCAGAUGGCAUCCUUCUUUGCAAAAUGAUCAACUUUUCACAACCAGACACAAUUGAUGAAAGGGCUAUUAAUAAGAAGAAACUCACUCCUUUCACUAUUUCUGAAAACCUAAACCUGGCUCUGAACUCAGCAUCUGCUAUUGGCUGUACAGUUGUCAAUAUUGGAUCACAAGAUUUGCAAGAAGGAAAACCACACUUGGUAUUAGGACUCCUGUGGCAGAUCAUUAAAGUUGGUCUUUUUGCUGAUAUUGAGAUCUCCAGAAACGAAGCUCUUAUCGCCUUGCUAAAUGAAGGGGAAGAACUAGAUCAGUUAAUGAAGCUUUCCCCAGAAGAGCUCUUGCUACGCUGGGUGAAUUACCAUCUGGCCAAUGCAGGGUGGCAGAAAAUCAGUAACUUCAGCCAAGACAUUAAGGAUUCAAGAGCAUACUACCAUCUGUUAAAUCAGAUUGCACCCAAAGGAGAUGACCUUGAUGAAUUGCCCAUUAAAAUUGACUUUUCAGGAUUUCAUGAUAAAAAUGACUUGAGGAGGGCUGAAUACAUGCUCCAACAGGCAGAUAAAUUGGGCUGCAGACAGUUUGUAACUCCAGCUGAUGUGGUUGCAGGCAACCCUAAACUCAAUUUGGCUUUUGUUGCAAAUCUCUUUAACACAUAUCCAGCCCUACACAAGCCUGACAAUUCAUCUUAUGAUGUCAAUUUACUAGAAGGAGAAAGUAAGGAAGAAAGGACCUUCAGAAACUGGAUGAAUUCACUGGGUGUAAGCCCGUAUGUUAAUCACUUAUACAGUGACCUCUCUGAUGCUUUAAUAAUCUUCCAAUUGUAUGAUAUGACUCGUGUGCCGGUUGACUGGAACCAUGUCAACAAACCUCCUUAUCCGUUACUUGGUGGUAAUAUGAAAAAGAUUGAGAAUUGCAAUUAUGCAGUAGAACUCGGGAAGACAAAAGCCAAAUUCUCACUGGUUGGUAUUGCUGGACACGAUCUAAAUGAGGGUAAUCCAACUCUGACUUUGGCUUUGGUAUGGCAGCUGAUGAGAAGGUAUACUUUGAAUGUACUAUCAGAUCUUGGAGAGGGAGAAAAAGUAAAUGAUGAAAUUAUUAUUAACUGGGUGAAUCAGACACUUGCAAAAGCAAGUAAGAAAACUUCAAUUACAAGUUUCAAGGACAAAUCAAUUAGCACUAGCUUACCUGUCCUAGAUUUAAUAGAUGCCAUUGCACCAAAAGCAGUUCGUCCAGAAAUGGUCAAGAGAGAAGAUCUUUCUUACCAAGACAAACUGAAUAAUGCUAAGUAUGCCAUUUCAGUUGCUCGAAAAAUCGGUGCUCGUAUAUAUGCUCUCCCAGAUGAUCUGGUUGAAGUGAAGCCAAAAAUGGUGAUGACAGUGUUUGCAUGUUUGAUGGGGAGAGGACUGAACAAAAUAAAAUAAUGAAGA